Molecule: messenger RNA, 339 nt
Organism: Macrosiphum euphorbiae (potato aphid)
Lineage: Eukaryota; Metazoa; Arthropoda; Insecta; Hemiptera; Aphididae
Source: the annotation of a GenBank genome assembly
AUGCGUCUUAAGCGAAAUGUGUUUCAAAGCGCGUCCGGUUCGAUGCCGGUCGGUCGGUCUUAUGGUAGCACAGCGACAGUGUCAGCGGUAGUAAUAGCAGCAAUGGUCGUAGCAGCAACCACGGUAGUAGUAGUAGUAGUAGUACGGGAAUGCGGUGUCCGUCUGGUAAAUCCCAUGGCCGACUGGACGCACGCGGCGGUGGCGUGCAAUAUUACAAAACCUUCACAAAACACUUUCACCGGGAACGUCAUCGCGUUCCCACCAAUCCGCGAACCGCCGGAACUGAUAAUGAUAUUGCAGUCCGCGGCCGGAGUGGCGGUCCGACGUAAUGUGUUAUAA